AUGAGCGCCAUGGAAAGCGUCGUGUCGGUGCGCGUCGUCGGGCCCGAGGUGGAGCGCGCAAAACUCGCCGCGACGCUCCUCGCCUACGAAUCCCUCGUGGCGCGGCGCGUCGCCGGCGAGGGCGAGAAAGCCUGCACCGUGGGCGGCGACGCCUGGGAGGACGUGGGAUCCCGCGCGACGUUGGUGCUCGGCGAGACCAAGUACCGGGGUCCCGUGCGCGCGGAGCUGCGGCUCAGCGCGGGCGCGGCGACGCCGCCCGAGAGCAACUGCCACGGCGUCGUGCUCGUCGUGUCCGGCGCCGCCGAGGCCUGGGCGGACCGCUGGUGCGCGGCCGCGGACCGCUGCGACUGCUGCGUGCGCCUCGUCGUGGGCGUCGGCGGGUCGCCCUUCGACGAGGCCGUGGCGGCGUGGGCCAUCGACAAAGGCUUCGAGUACGUGUCGGGCGUCGACGUCGAGCGGCCGACGCUCGGGUACGACGCGCGCGACAAGGACGGCGUGCCGCGCGCGUUCGAGGCGCUCGCCGAGGCGACGUGGCCGGCGACGAAGGCCCAGCAGGGCGCCGCGCCGGAGGCGACGGCGCGGGCCGCGUCGCGCUCCGCGCCGGUCGUCGCCGUCUUCGGCGAGCCCGCGGCCGCGACGCGGUGCUUCAACGCGCUCGCGCUCCGCGCGGGCGGCGACGCGCCGACGACGGGCGACCGCGACAUCGUCGACCUCGUGAUCUCGACCAAGUACUACGAGACGACGGUCGCGCUGCCGCGGCCCGCGUCGGACGCCGUCGCGCGGGGCCCCGUCGAGGCGCUCGUCUGCGCCGUCGACGCCGCGUGGACGCGCGACGUCCUCGAGGCGAAGUGGGCGGCCAUGGAGGGGCCAAACGUCCAGACGCGCCUCGCCGUCGCGAGCCACAUGCCCGAGUGGCUCCUCCUCUGGGCCGUCGACCGCAGCGUCGAGGUCGUCAACGCCGACGCCGUCGGCUCGCGCGUGCUCGAGGCCCUCGAGGCGACCAUGUGGUCGAGCAUCGACGCACCGAAAUCCGUCGAAGCGCCGGAGCGGACGCCCGCCGCGGCGCCGGAGCGCACGUCGGAGCCCGCGCCGAGCCCGGCCGCGGCGCCCGCGCCGGAGCGCGCGUCGGAGCCCGCGCCGAGCCCGGCCGCGGCGCCGGCGCCGCCGCAAGAGGAGGAGGAGGACGACGACGACGAUCUCGGCGGCAUCGGGGGACUCGGCGACAUCGGGGACAUCAUCGCGGCGAUCCACAGCGGCCCCCGGCCCGAAGACCUCAGCGACGCGCAGCGACGCAAACGAGCCGCCGACAUGGCGCUGCGUCUGAUGGACACGCUCGGCAUCUCCGACGACGACGAUAGCGACUAG
Aureococcus anophagefferens is the source of this 1365-nucleotide messenger RNA. RefSeq lists its product as hypothetical. Lineage: Eukaryota; Pelagophyceae; Pelagomonadales; Pelagomonadaceae. The transcript has a single exon. The record is from RefSeq and is a predicted model, not a curated record. Bases 1 to 1365 code for a protein of 454 amino acids.